Zingiber officinale is the source of this 330-nucleotide messenger RNA. RefSeq names its product ras-related protein Rab7-like. The transcript is spliced from 4 exons. Gene Ontology annotation, cellular component: vacuolar membrane. NCBI's taxonomy places the organism in Eukaryota, Viridiplantae, Streptophyta, Magnoliopsida, Zingiberales, Zingiberaceae. The coding region runs from base 13 to 330 and encodes 105 amino acids. Gene Ontology annotation, molecular function: GTPase activity; GTP binding. The record is from RefSeq and is a predicted model, not a curated record.
AAGACGUCGCUGAUGAACCAAUAUGUGCACAAAAAGUUCAUGCAGCAGUAUAAGGUCACCAUUGGCGCUGAUUUUGUCACCAAGGAAAUUCUAGUUGAUGACAAACUGGUUACCUUGCAGAUUUGGGAUACUGCAGGACAAGAAAGAUUCCAGAGUCUUGGUGUUGCAUUCUACAGAGGAGUUGACUGUUGCGUCUUGGUCUAUGAUGUUAAUGUCCGAAGAUCAUUUGACACUCUUGAUAAUUGGCAUGAUGAAUUCCUUAAUCAGGUUCAUACUAAAGGGUCUCAGGCAUUCCCCUUUCUGAUAUUAUGCUGGUUGGUGAGAGAUUGA